This is a messenger RNA of Schistosoma curassoni, 3020 nucleotides long. The record is from the annotation of a GenBank genome assembly. Lineage: Eukaryota; Metazoa; Platyhelminthes; Trematoda; Strigeidida; Schistosomatidae.
AUGAUACAGUUUACUUAUCAACUAUUUGUUAUUUGGAUGAUAAAUAUAGUUGUUUGUCAGAAACUAUUACAUAUUGGUAUUAUCUAUGAUAGUGAAUUAGGUAUAACAGGAGAAGCUUUAAUCAACCGAUUUAGUGAAUUACAGGAAAAAAUGGAAUACUAUGCAGAUUUCCCUAUACGAAAUUAUUCAUUGGCAAGCCCACCGAAAUUAAAGUUAACUAUAAGAGAAUUUACUUUUGGUUUAGUGUGUAAUUUUGUUGAAAAUGAUGUACAUGUGAUUAUAAGUUUAACAACAUGUACCCUUGCACAGUUAAUAGAAGCACAAAUUACACCAUACAGAAUACCACAUAUUGCUAUACCUAGACCAGCAUGUUCCAGAGAAAUAAUUAAUUUAUCAAAUGUUAAAAUGACGACAACAACAAUAUGGAUUCAACCAACACCUGAACAGACUGGUAGAGCGAUAUAUGAAAUGAGCGAAAUUGAACGUGCUUCACAAGCAUUAUUACUAGCCGACAAACCGAACCUGGAGACAAAUAUAGCUCUUGAUUAUAUUUUACAAGCAGAAAUGAAUGAUGAAAAAUUUGUUCCAUACAUUUCAACUCAAAUGUUCUCAAUUACUAAUCAAUCAAAUCCUAUGUAUCCCACAUCAAACACUUAUGAUACAAUCGAUGUUUUACUGAAACGUUUUCAAAAUAUGAAAUCAAGAUCAUCAUCAUUUCUAUUAAGUCAUAUAUUUCAUAUUCAAGUUAGACCACAUGAUUUAAAUCAAUUGUAUAUGAUAUAUCAAGACAGAUUUACUUUUCGUAAUCUCUACUGGAUAUUACCAACCACAUUGACAAUUACACCAAAUGAAUUAAUUCGUGUAGCUACGACCAAUCAGUUUGAACAAGUUGCAACAGGAUUUUUUCGACAAUUUCCAAUUUUAAAUGAAGAAGACUGUUUAAAUCUGAAUGUUGGUGAGAAUAUGAGAUUAUUAAUGAGUGAAAUAUUUCAAUGUAAUACAAAUAAUAUAACUGAGCGUGAAUUGGAAGCUGUUUACAUGAUAUUAUUAUCGAGUCAAGCUACAAUUUUAAUGAAAAGUCUUUCAAUAGACUUUUGGGAUAUUCCAUCUAUUUCAGAUUGUGAUGCUCCUUCGUUUCAGCCUAGACCAUAUGGUCAAUUGUUUUAUCGCCUUCUUAUUAGUCUAGCAGAAUUACCAAAAUGGAAAAAUUUAUUAUUCUAUUCAUUGGAAACAGAUGUAGAAGGAAAGAGUAAAUUUUUAUUAACUGGAAAUUUCUCAGAAAAUGGUGAUAUUCAAUUAAGUGAAUAUGCAAAAUUUGUAGCAAAACAAGGUCUAUUAAGCGGUUUAUUUCCAAAUACAUUUCGUACAUUUCAAAAUAAAACCAUCAAUAUUUCAACAUCAUUUGAUCCACCAUACAUUGUACGUGGUCAAAUAACUAAAGACAAUGAAUUACUCAAUGCAGAGGGUUUAAUUAUAGAUAUAUUAAAUGAAUUUUCACUUCGACUUCAAUUUCGUUACCGACUUUUCCUCCCACCUGACGGAGAAUAUGGAGUGAAAAUUACAAAUACAACAUGGAAUGGUAUGAUUGGUGAAUUACUAGCUGGAAGAACUGAUAUUAUAGCUGCACCAUUAACAAUAAAUAAAGAAAGAUCACAAGAUCUUUUCUUUAUUGGACCAUUUAUGGAAGAUACUCUAGGGAUUUUAUUAAAUAUUCCCGAACAAAAUGAAGAAUUAUUUCAAAUGUUUCUACCGUUUCGUUAUGAUAUUUGGUUAUGUUUAAUUGGUUCAAUAUUUAUAGCAGCUUUCCUAAUAACAAUAUUUAGUAUAAUCAGUCCAUUCAGUGCAUGGAAUUUGGCUUUGCCAGGUGCUACUUCUGAUGAGGUUUCAAUAUACCACAGUGUUUGGUUCACAGUUGGUGGUAUGCUUAUGCAAGGACAAGAACUGCGUGCCAUCGCUUGCUCUGCAAGGACAGUAACACUUCUUUAUUGGCUUUUAGUUUUGGUGAUUCAAGCCACUUGGCAGGCUGAUUUGACAGCUUUUUUAACUAGGAAUACAAUACAAAUGCCUGUAUCGUCGUUAGAAGAUCUUGCAACUUCAGGAUUAUCAUUGGGAGCUAUUAAAAACAGUGGUACAGUAAAAAUGAUACAGAGUGCAACUUCCAAUGAAUAUUACUCAAUAGUAUAUGAAAAAAUUAUGAAAAAUCCAGUUAUCCUUAAAAACAUUAAUGAUAGUAUAGCGUACGUCCGCAACAGUACUAAAAAUGUUGUACUAGAUGACAGAAUACAAUUAAUGCAUAAUUUACCUGACAAUGAGGAAACUUUGACAGUUGUUGAUGAUAAGAAAGUUAUAGUACCAUUUGGAUUCGCUGUAAGGUUAGGUGAAGAAUACGCUCCACUAAUGCUUAAUUUUAUGUCAAUUCUUCGAGAAAGAGGAGUUAUUGAUCACUUACUUGAGAAAUGGAAUGUUGAAAAAGUAAAAAGUACCUCAAAUACAGCCACUUUCAAUUUAAUUACAUUGUACAAUAUAUCUGGUGCUUUUAUUGUACUUUCUGUAUUCGUUGUAACAAGCCUAAUUGUUUUAAUCAUUGAAAUAAAAUGGCAUAAAUAUUCAUUAAAGAAAGAGAAACUUCAUCCCAAAUCAAAAAAUUCUUCUGAUGGUCAUCCAUCCUUAUUGAGACGCUUCACACAUCCGAAAGAUGAAAUACCUAAACCGAAAUUAGACUUAUCUCGUAAUCCUACAUUGAAACAGUUAAGAUAUGCUGGACAUAGAAGAGCUUCGGCAGCAUUCGACGCUACAGUCAUCACAGCUGAAAAUCAAACCGAAUCCAAUUUAGAAUAAAUGAUGAUUUAAUUAUGUGAUUCAAACUUCAUAUUACAAUUCAUGAUUAUAAUUUAAAAAUAAGUCAUCUACAGUAGGUCUUUUUGUAGUACACACAAAUUUAUAUAUUGUAGUGAUAAAUAUGCACCAAUUUUGAAAUUAUUAUGUUUAACAUUAACAUAGAAAAGCUGCAUAAAUAAACA